Messenger RNA from Penicillium longicatenatum, 933 nucleotides. RefSeq lists its product as uncharacterized. Gene Ontology annotation, molecular function: hydrolase activity, acting on ester bonds. The record is from RefSeq and is a predicted model, not a curated record. The coding region runs from base 1 to 933 and encodes 310 amino acids. The transcript is spliced from 5 exons. Gene Ontology annotation, biological process: phospholipid catabolic process. Lineage: Eukaryota; Fungi; Ascomycota; Eurotiomycetes; Eurotiales; Aspergillaceae.
AUGACCUUCUCAAGGAAUACAGCGUUUUUUGCGCUGUUUUCGGCGGUUUAUGCCCAGUCGCAGUAUACUUCUACUGCCACGGCUGCCGUAGCUAAGGCGGCUGCCACUGCGCUAACUCUAUCUCCUACCUCGAGUGUCGCCGGUCUGACCUUCGAUCGCUUUGUUCAGAUCUGGUUAGAGAAUGAGGAUUACAGUGCUGCUAUUAAGGAUACCAACCUCGCCUACCUCGCGUCCCUAGGCAUCACACUUACAAAUUACUAUGCGAUCACCCACCCCUCUCAGCCUAACUAUGUGGCCGCUGUUGGGGGUAACACCUUCGGAAUCACUGACGACUCUACACACUAUAUCUCUUCGAGCACUGAGACUAUCGUUGAUCUCCUGGAAGAUGCUGGUGUUAGCUGGAGUCUGUAUCAAGAGGAUAUGCCUUACUCUGGCUUCGAGGCAAAUUAUAAGAACCAAAAGACUGGUGCGAAUGAUUAUAUGCGCAAGCACAACCCCCUGAUGAGCUACAACUCGGUCACAUCGGAUACCGACCGUCUUGCUAAAUCGAAGAACUUCACUAUGUUCUACAAAGACCUGGACAACAACGAGCUGCCUCAGUGGAUGUUCAUCACCCCCAACAUGACCAACGAUGGUCACGAUAGCUCCCUUGCCACAGCUGGACUUUGGUCUCGUAAUUUUUUGACUCCUCUGCUCUCAAAUGAGAACUUUAACACUGAUAGCACUUUGAUCAUCCUUACCUUUGACGAGGGCUUGACCACGGGAACGAACCAAAUCUAUGCUGUCCUUUUGGGUGGUGCGGUCUCUAGCGCGCAGGUUGGUACGAAAGACGACACUGCAUAUAACCACUACAGUCUUUUGAAGACUGUGGAGACUAAUUGGGACCUGGGCAACCUUGGAGAGAACGACGUGGAUGCCACGGCAUUCUUCUAG